Messenger RNA from Spinacia oleracea (spinach), 772 nucleotides. RefSeq names its product protein C2-DOMAIN ABA-RELATED 7. The transcript is spliced from 3 exons. NCBI's taxonomy places the organism in Eukaryota, Viridiplantae, Streptophyta, Magnoliopsida, Caryophyllales, Amaranthaceae. Bases 130 to 633 code for a protein of 167 amino acids. The record is from RefSeq and is a predicted model, not a curated record.
AAAAAAAUGAUUUAGAAAAAGUGUCAUAUAAAAGGAAGCAAAUCGUUGAAUUACUCAAACUCUUAAAAACUCACAAAUAAAUCAUAUAUAGAUCAUCAAGGCAUCUAAAGAAGCAAGGAGAGGGAGAGAAUGAAUAUAUUAGGCGCUUUGAAGAUCACCGUGAAGAAAGGCAUUGAUCUCAAAGUUUGCGACGCUUUUAGUAGCGACCCUUAUGUUGUCAUCUCCUCCGGUUCACAGAAAUUGAAGACUCGAGUGAUAAAGAAUAAUUGCAACCCUGAGUGGAAUGAUGUUCUAACUCUUUCAGUGACUGAUCCAGAUAUGCCCAUUACACUAAAUGUGUUUGACAAAGAUAGGUUCUCGAAGCCGGAUAAAAUGGGAGACGCAGUUGUGGAUAUUAAGCCGUAUAUAGAGUGUAUGCAAAUGGGGUUAGAAGAUCUCCCGAUUGGAACUGCUGUAAAAAAGUUGCAGCCUGAAGAGAGUAACUGCUUAGCCGAUGAAAGUAAGGUAAUUUGGGUUGGUAAAGGCAAAAUGGUUCAAGAAAUGACUCUAAAACUACAAAAUGUGGACAAGGGUAAAAUACUAAUCAAAAUCGAGUGGCUUGAUCUUCCAGGUUGCAAAGGAUUACAUUCUUGAUAUAUAUAUUAAUAUAUUAUAUCGUACUUCCUCCUUUCUAUUUUAGAUGUCUCAAUUGACUUUUUUACACUAUUAACGUAUAUUGUACUCGUAUGUGUUAUAUUCCAAGUGUCAUUAUAAUUUCCAAGAUUUCUUUCAA